AUGGCAUCGAAUCUCAGGUCGGCGUAUGGGUACACCGUCGUUUACGUACAAGACGUAUCCAAGUCGGUGGCUUUUUAUGCCGAUGCAUUCGGCUGCGACGUUCGCUGCGUGCACGAAUCAAACAGAUGGGGAGAGUUAGACAGCGGGCAGACCACGAUUGCUUUCACUCCGAUGCACCAGCACGAGACGGAUGAUCUGACCGGAAAGGUCCAAGCACCUCGAUCCAAUCGAGAAAGACAGCCGGUCGAGGUUUGUUUUGUUUAUGACGACGUGGAUGCUGCCUACGAGAGGGCGAUAGAGAAAGGAGCAGUGGGAAUAAGGGAGCCAGAGGAAAAGGAGUGGGGCCAGAAGGUUGGGUACGUCAGAGAUAUUGACGGCAUAGUGGUGAGGAUGGGAGGCCGAGUGAAUCCACCCGGCAAACGUUAG
Neltuma alba is the source of this 426-nucleotide messenger RNA. RefSeq lists its product as uncharacterized. The record is from RefSeq and is a predicted model, not a curated record. Lineage: Eukaryota; Viridiplantae; Streptophyta; Magnoliopsida; Fabales; Fabaceae. Bases 1 to 426 code for a protein of 141 amino acids. The transcript has 3 exons.